GAUAUCCCUGCCGAUGAUCCUGAAGUUAAAAGAGCGUCCGUAUUCCGCGUCAAGGUAAAAGAACAGUUUAGCCUACUGGACCGCGUCAAACGCUUCUCAGACUGGCAUCAAGUCAGGAACGGUAUUGCUGCCAUCACUAAAUUCCAACAGASAAUCAAGCUCAGAUCAAGGAACGAAGCCAACGAUAAGCCAAACGUGGAUGUCAAGGCCAUUAAGCUUGCAGAAUCGGARAUAAUUCGCGCAGAACAGUUGAGCAACUUUCAAGAAGAAAUUGAGACCCUACGYAAUCAAGGCAAGGAACCAGCCACAGUGAAGAAGAGCAGCCCWAUAUAUCGACUCGAUCCCUUCAUCGACACGGAAGGCGUUCUAAGAGUCGGCGGAAGAUUAAGCAACAAAGAUGUAGCGUUUAAUAUCAAGCAUCCGGCUAUCCUACCAAAGAAGGGUCAUGUCACGGAAUUGGUCGUCAGACAUUUCCAUACCAGGAUAAGCCAUCAAGGUCGUACAACAACGCACGCUGAAAUUCGAGCGUCAGGAUAUUGGAUAAUUGGCGGUGCUUCCGUUGUUGGACAUCAGCUAUCCAAAUGCGUCAUAUGCCGACGGUCAAGAGGUGCUCUGGAACAACAAAAAAUGGCGGACUUGCCAGACGAUAGAGUAAAGGAGGCACCCCCCUUUACAUACAGUGCCGUUGACUACUUCGGACCUUGGCUCAUAAAGGAAGGCAGAAAGGAGCUGAAACGCUAUGGCGUMCUCUUUACUUGCAUGAACUCUCGGGCGAUCCAUUUAGAGACAGCGUCGUCGCUAACAACCGAUUCGUUCAUGAAUGCCUACCGUCGCUUCGUGGGUAGAAGAGGUCCGGUGCGCCAACUCAGAUCUGAUCAAGGGACUAACCUCAUGGGAGCAAGGAACGAACUACACGCUGCAAUGGCAGAACUACAACACGACAGGAUAAGGUCCAAACUACUGAAGGAUGAGUGUGACUGGGUGCACUUCAAACCAAACGUGCCCCAUGCCAGUCACAUGGGCGGAGUAUGGGAGCGACAGAUUCGCACUGUCAGAAGCGUGCUGACGACGUUGCUCCGCAGCCACGGAACCCAACUAGACGAYGAAUCGCUGAGAACAUUAAUGGUGGAGGCAGAAUCUAUCGUAAACUGCCGUCCAUUGACUACAMCUGGAAGUUCACCUUCAGACUCCGUGGAAGUACUCACGCCAAACCAAUUGCUAACACAGAAAUCCAAAAUAGUCCUCCCUCCUCCAGGUAACUUUCAACAGGCGGACCUGUACUCAAGGAAACGUUGGGUGCGGGUGCAGCAUUUGGCCAAUCAGUUUUGGACUAGAUGGCGCAAGGACUUCCUCUAUGCCUUGCAAGAGAGACAGAAAUGGGAGCGUCCAAGGACGAACCUAGAAAUUGGAGACGUCGUGAUCCUGAAGAACGAAAACCAAUCCAGAUCGCAGUGGCGCCUAGCUCGAAUAGCACAGACAUUCCCCAGUGAUGAUGGUCUAGUCAGAAAGGUACGAUUGAAGAUGGCAGACAACUCCAAAGAAAACAAGAUAAACGCACCUACCUAUCUUGAUCGUCCUAUCCACAAGCUAGUGCUGCUUGUACGCCAAAAUGAACAGUGAUGAGUAUCCCGCUGCCACAGUACGGGGAAUUCCCCACCAGAGGAGCCUAGCAGCAAAACAAGCUAAUUCAUGAACAAUUUUAGAUUGAAUAUUAUCUCAUUUAUUGCUCUUUAUCACAUUUUGUUUUGUUUUGUUUAUCGGUUUAAAAGACACUAUUAAUCGCUGGAAGAGACAUUACUAUACGUUAAUUUUUGAGAUCAUUGUCACUGAUUAUAAAUUGAAGGAUCAAUUUAGGGGAGCCAUGUAAAU
This is a messenger RNA of Actinia tenebrosa (Australian red waratah sea anemone), 1869 nucleotides long. RefSeq lists its product as uncharacterized. The record is from RefSeq and is a predicted model, not a curated record. Lineage: Eukaryota; Metazoa; Cnidaria; Anthozoa; Actiniaria; Actiniidae. Gene Ontology annotation, molecular function: nucleic acid binding. Gene Ontology annotation, biological process: DNA integration.